Messenger RNA from Geodia barretti, 877 nucleotides. The record is from the annotation of a GenBank genome assembly. NCBI's taxonomy places the organism in Eukaryota, Metazoa, Porifera, Demospongiae, Tetractinellida, Geodiidae.
CCGCAAUAAGAUGAACACUCAUACAACAUACAUGCUGAUCGCAGCUUUGGCAGUUGUUGGAACCAUGUCCGUCUCUAACUCUUUUGCACAGAGCACAGACGACGCAAUGAUCGGUAUGGAAGAGUCCGUUGAAACGCAGAUUCCGCUCACUAUGAAGACAGACACGGAUCUCUACACGUACGGCUCGGACAUACUGGUCACAGGCCACAUAGCAAAUGUAAGAUCGGCUCAGACUCCGGUCACGAUGUUUGUGACUAGCCCGUUGGGCAAUAUCGUGGAGGCAAGGCAGCUUGUUCCAAACAGUGACGGCAGCUUCGAAUUUGUCAUCAAGACAUCUAGCAGCGCAUGGAAGUACGACGGCACAUAUGUCAUCAGGGCACAGUACGGCGCGCCUUCAACGAUAAGCAAGGUACUAGUGGCACUGACCGGCGGAUCUGCGUUCCCAGGAGACGGGAUGACCGAAGAUGAGAAGCCGGAGAUAUGCGGCACGGAAGGUCUGGGUGAAGGCGAAGAGCUGUGCGUUCCCUACGAGAUCACAGGAGGAAGCAUGACCAGCGUAAAGGCAAACACAGACGACGUCUCGCUGCAAUUCGGCAUUGAUGCCACCGAGGACGGCCAGGUAACACUGUAUACGUCUGAGGACGACAUAAGCGGAAUCUUCCUUGUCUUCGUAGACGACCAAGAAUGGGACGAUGCAGUGGUUGACGGAAACACCGUAACGGUAACGUUCCCAGCAGGUACAGAAGAGAUCGAGCUGUUUGCAGCAUAUGUAAUUCCAGAGUUCGGCACCAUCGCCGCACUGAUUCUGGCGGUUGCAAUAGUCUCCAUAAUCGCAGUCUCUGCAAGAUCACGGCUUGGACUCGUUCCAAGAUACUAA